CUGCUCGGUGUCGCUGCGUAAGACUAACAAAUGCCUUCCAGUUUUCGACACCACUAAGAGCCUGACUGACUUCGGCAGAAUGACGGUUGGCGAGAAAAUUGAGCAAUAUUUCACCGGCCGACCCAACUCCUAUGUUCCAGGCCACACUCUGGAGCGGCUUUUGUCGCUCCCCGCUCGGCCGGAUUCCGAGCGCUUCGGACUGAACAUGGCAAUGCACUACGGCCAGGGAGCCGCUGCGGCCAUCAUCAGAGCGCUUAUGAGCGCAAAUGGCAUUCGUGGGCCUUUUGCGGAUUUCAUGUUCAUUUCGAUACGGCUGCUGAUUGACCAGACUUUGGAAAAUGUGACUGGGGUCGGCGCGCUGCCAUGGACAUGGCCGGUGAAUGAGCAGAUCAUCGAUAUCCUUCACAAGGGAGUCUUCGCCGUGGUGACUGGAUACUUCACGGAUAGGUGGCUUCAGGGGCAGGUUACUGUGGGUAAGGCGGGUGCCUGACCGGGCUCAUCAGCUCGACAAGCAAUUUAA
Messenger RNA from Aspergillus saccharolyticus JOP 1030-1, 520 nucleotides. RefSeq lists its product as uncharacterized. Bases 80 to 490 code for a protein of 136 amino acids. Lineage: Eukaryota; Fungi; Ascomycota; Eurotiomycetes; Eurotiales; Aspergillaceae. The transcript has 2 exons. The record is from RefSeq and is a predicted model, not a curated record.